AUGACGCUAUUCCUGAGUCCUAUACCUUCCCGCUGCCUCCUUUACCUCAGCAUGGUCCUUCGCACCUUUGAGAAUGCUGUAAAGCUUCAAUUUCAAAAGGCUACCGCUAAGAUCGAGAAUGAGAAGAAGCAGCUAUUUAGGCUAGUUCUUAGACGAAUUUCAGCCAAGGCGAUAGAGCAUAUAAAAGACGUCUAUAACCGCUUCCUACUAGCAAGUGACGAGAAGCCGCCGAUUCCUCCACUUUGCCGCUAUAAUUCGCUAGUGUCUCUGCGCCUCCUAUUGACCCGCUACUCCUACUCUAGGAUCCUCUCUAAGUACGCCGGCGAGGACGCCCCCAAGGCGCUAGGAACUUUAUCGGCGGCGAAAGCACCUAAGUAA
Messenger RNA from Penicillium arizonense, 378 nucleotides. RefSeq lists its product as uncharacterized. The transcript is spliced from 4 exons. NCBI's taxonomy places the organism in Eukaryota, Fungi, Ascomycota, Eurotiomycetes, Eurotiales, Aspergillaceae. Bases 1 to 378 code for a protein of 125 amino acids. The record is from RefSeq and is a predicted model, not a curated record.